AUUCAUUUCGCCGGAUCGAGAUUACGGGUGUACGACGUUUUAUCAACAGCUAUUUUGAGUACCACGUAAAGACCUUACCUGUAGCUUCGAUAACAUUGCUAAGUUGUUGGGGGGUUUUUAAACUUCAGCCGUUGCUUUGUGCACGCGCUUACACAUAAACUUUUACAAAAGCAAUUUGAAGCUGAAUUCAGAGAUUUAAAACGUUCUCUUUUCGACUCUGAGCUCUAUUGGCUAGACCACAUAAAGUAUGGAGAAGGGAAAGGAGGAAAUGACCAACGAUAUGACUGAAGUUAAUGAAACAAUACAACUCUACAAUGACGAGUCUUCCGACGAAAACGUGAUAGUGAAGAGGGAGAUGCCGGCAUUGACGUAUCGUGUGGAGGACACGCCUCCUGUGAUGGUCACUCUAAUGGCAGCGAUCCAGCACAUCCUGAUCUGCUUCACCAGUGCCCUCUCUACAGCCUCUAUGGUCGCGGACGCUGCCUGUGUUCCCUACGAUGGCGCCCUCAGGUCUCGGAUUUUCUGCACCACACUCUUCAUGACGGGCUUGUGUACAGUGCUGCAGACGGCGCUUGGCGUCAGGUGAUCAGACAUACGUCGGUGUCGCAACCAAUCCACUUAUUUGUUUUAGUUGAGGUU
This is a messenger RNA of Aplysia californica (California sea hare), 639 nucleotides long. RefSeq names its product solute carrier family 23 member 2-like. NCBI's taxonomy places the organism in Eukaryota, Metazoa, Mollusca, Gastropoda, Aplysiida, Aplysiidae. The transcript is spliced from 2 exons. The record is from RefSeq and is a predicted model, not a curated record. The coding region runs from base 248 to 586 and encodes 112 amino acids.